GAGCAAGUCAUUUUUCUCGGACUUUCUGCGGACGCUCGGCGUCGUUGAUAACUAUAUUACAGUGCGUUUCGCCGGGAACUCUGAUAUUAAAGUUUUACAUCGAUUAAACUUAGAAGAGUCUCGGGAAAAUGAUCGCAUAUUGCAGGGACGCGGCAGUGGAUGUGCGCGAUAUGUGAGGAUUUUGAUAAAUAACUUAAAAACAGUUUGAUAAAUUCCAUCCGCGCGCUUCAUGUUCGACAGGAUAGGAGGAGGAGGAUCGUUUAAAAUUAGUCAGAUCGUUCAAUAUUUGGAGGAUAUCGACAUAUGGAAACAGGUAGUUGAACAACAGCGGGGUUUUAGUCGAGUGCUGUGAUGGGUAAAGAUUAUUACAGGAUCCUGGGGCUAGAGAAGGGCGCCUCAGAUGAGGAGAUCAAGAAAGCCUACAGAAAACAAGCCUUAAGAUUUCACCCAGACAAAAACAAAUCAGCCGGAGCAGAAGAUAAAUUCAAAGAGAUCGCCGAAGCUUACGAUGUCCUGAGCGAUGCCAAGAAGAAAGACAUCUAUGACAGAUGUGGAGAGGAUGGGCUCAAGGGACACGCCGGAGGUGGCUGCAAUGGCCCUAGCUAUACUUUUCAUGGCGAUCCUCACGCCAUGUUUGCAGAGUUCUUUGGUGGCCGUAGCCCGUUCGAUCAGUUUUUUGCGUCUGCUGGGGGCGCAGAUGAUGACAUGGACAUUGAUGACCCCUUUGCAGCCUUCGGAAUGGGAGGAAUGGGCGGAUUUCCCAGAUCUUUCAAGUCUCGGGUAGGCGGUGUGCACGGGGGCCGAGUAAAGAAGAAAGAUCCGCCAGUAGUGCACGAGCUCAAGGUGAGUCUGGAAGAAGUGUUCUCUGGUUGCACAAAAAAGAUGAAGAUCUCUCGCAAGAGGCUGAACCCGGACGGCUGCACCGUGCGCACCGAAGACAAGAUCCUCACCGUGGACAUCAAGCGUGGCUGGAAGGAGGGAACCAAGAUUACCUUUCCCAAAGAGGGAGACGAGACGCCAACCAACAUCCCUGCCGACAUAGUGUUUGUGGUUAAGGACAAGGUUCACCUGGUUUUUAGGAGAGACGGCUCUGACAUCAUCUACCCUGCAAGGAUAUCCCUCAGAGAGGCUCUAUGCGGCUGCACCAUCAGCGCCCCCACCUUGGACGGUAGAACUGUCACAGUGACAUCACGUGAUGUCAUCAAACCCGGUAUGAAGAAGAGGAUAGUGGGAGAAGGACUGCCACUGUCCAAAUGUCCUGAAAAGAGAGGAGACAUGGUGCUAGAGUUCUCAGUGAAAUUUCCGGACAAGUUGGGACAGAGUGCCCGUGAAUCUCUGGUUCAGAUCCUACCACCUUGAGCGUUGCAACCGCUGGAGGACAGACUCUCAACACACAGAUCCUAUGAUUGGGCCCUUCUGAUUUUCUAGAUAUUAUUGCACCUGAAAGUAUCAGCGGUAAAUACACAAAAGUCAAGCUCAGAGAAACACAAUAGAGCUCCCAACAGAUUAUUUAUACCCGCUUACUUAUAUCGCAAUGCACUUUUAUAGAACACUGUGAAACAUUUCAGAAGUAAUAUAUUGACUUUCACUCAUAGUUUUGCAGUACCUCCAAGUAAAUGCUCCGUCAUCCUCUUGUUUGCUUCUUCAGGUUUCUUUCCCCUUGAACCUUUAUUUUUUCUUUUAUUAAAAUAAUAUUCCAAUUUUAGUCUCUGAGCAGUCAACAUUGUACUUAACAGUAAUAUCAAUGCUGAACAAUAAGGUUUUAUACAUUUCUGAGGAUCUCAAAUAGUAAUUGUAGAAGUGUGUGUGUGUGUGUGAUUGUGGGUGUGUGAAAUCCCAAUGACGGGGCUGCUGGGGAGCCGAGUUUCUUUGCAUAGAGUGAGCCCAGGAAAUUCACAAGGGCUCCUGAGCAUUAUCACAGUGCUUCCAGAGCAUGUUAAAGUGUGGUUACAUUUAAAGUGACGUGACAUGUGGCC
Molecule: messenger RNA, 1976 nt
Organism: Sinocyclocheilus rhinocerous
Lineage: Eukaryota; Metazoa; Chordata; Actinopteri; Cypriniformes; Cyprinidae
Product: dnaJ homolog subfamily B member 1-like
Exons: 3
Coding region: 352-1359 (335 amino acids)
Biological process (GO): negative regulation of transcription by RNA polymerase II
Cellular component (GO): cytosol
Molecular function (GO): transcription corepressor activity; Hsp70 protein binding
Source: RefSeq, a predicted model, not a curated record